This is a messenger RNA of Coregonus clupeaformis (lake whitefish), 2529 nucleotides long. RefSeq names its product TAF5-like RNA polymerase II p300/CBP-associated factor-associated factor 65 kDa subunit 5L. Gene Ontology annotation, biological process: regulation of DNA-templated transcription. Gene Ontology annotation, molecular function: protein binding; transcription coactivator activity. Gene Ontology annotation, cellular component: nuclear protein-containing complex; histone acetyltransferase complex. The record is from RefSeq and is a predicted model, not a curated record. Lineage: Eukaryota; Metazoa; Chordata; Actinopteri; Salmoniformes; Salmonidae. The transcript is spliced from 5 exons. The coding region runs from base 342 to 2171 and encodes 609 amino acids.
AUUGUCAUUUAUGAAUAAUUCCUUAAAUUAAAAUCAGCAUUACACUAUUACUGAUUGUGGAUUGAUUGAUUUUUGCAAGCGGCUAGUUGUAGUUUUUAAGUGGCAGUAAACAGAGUACAAAAUAGAUUUCUCGCCUUCACAUUCAGGUAAGAUGAGUCGAUCGAUCGAUGACUCCAAGAUGAGAACGAGCUGCAAUUUGAUGGAAGGGGUGGACAUACAUGAUGAUGGAGUUGCAACGAAAGGCAGCGGGAUAUUUGUGAUAAAAACCAACCACAUUGCAUAAAUAUAAUCUCCUUAAUAGCUGUAACUGACAACGAAGAAUAUCAGCACGAUAUGCAGUUAUGAAGCGGGUACGCACGGAGCAGAUCCAGUACACGGUAUCUCAGUACCUGAAGCGAAGGCAGUAUGUGGACACUGAAAGUUCCCUGAAGGGGGCUAAACUGUCCCAGUCCGCAGAGGAGAUGGCUGCCAACCUCACAGUGCAGACAGAGUCGGGGUGUGCAAACAUUGUCUCUGCUGCCCCUUGUCAAGCUGACCCUCAACAGUACGAGACACAAUUUUCCAGACUACGCAAUUUUCUCUCAGAAGCGGCGUUGCCAUGGGGCCAGGAGGUGAGCUGCGUCCUGUACCCGCUCUUUGUUUACCUCCACCUGGACAUGGUGCGCUGCAGCCUGAAGGGGGCAGUGGACGGCUUCUACAGCCGCUUCCACAGCCUCUUCCUGGGGGACGCCGAGCAGCGCUCCACCGUGGAGCAGCUUCGCCACGUCCUCACCCAGCAGGAUGUCACCGCCAACCCCAAGCUCCUGGCCUUCCUCGACCACAAGUACGUGGUGCACCUGACGGAGCCGGCCUACAGUUACUUGUUACGAUACCUGCAGAGCGAAGACAACAGUACCCUCUGCAGGGCCCUCAGCACCCACGUCCAGGUAGAGGUCACCUCCUCGCCACGCACCGACUACCAGCUCUACGGGACGACGGGUGCUGGAGCCGCUGGGGCCGGGGCCGCAGCCACGGCCCCCAACUCUACCUCCUCGUGGUCAGGCGCGGAAGGCCCUGAGGGAGGGGAGGCGGCUGUGGUGGAGGUCCCCACGGGGAUCCCGCAGAGCGAGGCGGCCCUGGAGUCGCUGCAGGACUGCAUUAAGAAGGUGCGCGAGGGGCCACCGUCACUCACCACCGUGUGCUUCUACGCCUUCCAGCACACGGAGCAGCUGCUGAACGCGGCGGAGGUGUCGGCCGACAGCAAGCUGCUGGCCGCCGGGUUCGACAGCUCGGCUGUCAAGCUGUGGAGCCUUAGGGCCAGGAAACUGAAGGCCAGGCCACACCGGGCCGACGUGUCGCACAUCCGCCUGGCCUGUGAUGUGCUGGAAGAGGAGGCAGAUGAAGAGGACGGCUCGGGCAGCGAGAUCAAGACCCUGCGCGGCCACAGCGGCCCGGUGUUCCGCACGGCGUUCCUGACAGACAGCUCGGGCCUGCUGUCCUGCUCGGAGGACACGUCCAUUCGCUACUGGGACCUGGGCAGCUUCACCAACACGGCCCUCUACCAGGGCCACGCCUACCCCGUCUGGGACGUGGACGUCAGCCCCUGCAGCCUCUACUUCGCCAGUGGCUCGCACGACCGCACCGCCCGCCUCUGGACCUUCUCCAGGACCUACCCCCUGAGGCUCUACGCCGGCCACCUAGCGGAUGUGGACUGCGUCAAGUUCCACCCCAACUCAAACUACCUGGCCACAGGCUCCACGGAUAAAACCGUCCGCCUCUGGAGUACCCAGCAGGGGGCUUCAGUGCGCCUGUUCACAGGCCACCGCGGCCCCGUGUUAUCCGUAGCCUUCGCGCCCAAUGGGAAGUACCUGGCGUCUGCGGGCGAGGACCAGCGGGUGAAGCUGUGGGACCUGGCCUCAGGUGCUCUGGUCAAGGACCUGAGGGGCCACACGGACAGUGUCACCAGCCUGUCGUUCAGCCCCGACAGCAGCCUGGUGGCCUCCUCCUCCAUGGACAAUUCAGUCAGGGUGUGGGACAUCCGAAACUCCCAUGGGGCGACCCACGCGGAUGGCUCAUCCAGCGAGCUGGUGGGGCUCUACACGGGCAACACCAGCAAAGUUCUCAACGUCCAGUUCAUGGCCUGUAACUUGCUCCUGGUGACGGGAACAGCGCAGGAGAAACAUGGACAGUAGCCAUUUUGUUUUGUCUGGCCUGUCUGUUUGUUUAGUUUAAAAGACUGUUGUCUGGAGGGUCUCAUCUCAGACAUGGUCACCAUGGAAACAUACAUGUUUUCUUCCCUAAGCCAAUCACAGAGGUUUAAUUUCAGGUCAAAAGGUCACUUGCUAAAAUUGCCCACUCAAGAAGUUGUUUUUGACAAGCUCUCUGAGUAGAUUAAGAGAUGCUAAUCUGAACAUACUGCAACAAAUGACUUGGUUUUAUUUUGAUGCUUAUAUCCACAAUUCCAAAAUGAGAAGUUACAUGUAAGAGGGUAGAUUCAUAGGAAAGGACAUUUGAUUUAUGGCAUUAUCACUGAGAACUACCUGAUGGGUU